AUGAUUGUUCCUAGUGUGACUAUGUGUUCGUUUCAAUCUGAAAGUUGUAGCUCAAGCGAUUCAAAACUAUAUUUCGGAGAAGUUAGUGGCAUUUCAAAUCAGGAUUUAAAUUAUCGGCACGUAGAUACGCAAAGAACGAAGGCGUAUGAUGGUUUACAGUUAAAUAAAAGUAUGAACUCUAGUAUUAGGACUGCAAACAGUUUGUCGCAGUCAAGAUUGGAAUCUUGUGAUACUGCAAAUGAUGAUGCAUCCAGUAAACAGUUGGUUUCUAGCAUUUGCAUGUCACCUGAUUCAACUAAUUUAUAUACCUCCAGUUCAUACUGCCGUACUUCAGAACAACUUUCACACGAAACCUCACUCAGAUCUAUUGAGAAAAGUAGUACAGAUUGUUCCGAAUCAGGUGAACACAGUUUCAUAUCAGAGUACCAAAAAGAAAAACUUAUCCCAAAUGGUGCUGGGAGAGCAUAUCUACAUAUGGAUCGAAAAAGCGGAAGUCAUAUAAAUCAGAAUGAAGCGAAGGAUUUUUCAUCUAUUCUUACGGAUAGCCUACUUAACAUCGACACAUUACCUGAAUCAAUUAAGUCGGCUCCACAACUAUCAUCUUACCUAAAUGAGGAUCCAAUUCAACGUUUUCAUGCACGCCACUAUGAUAAACUAAACCAGUAUAUGGUGUUUGUCCACAAUUAUCUUCCCAUUCCAAUUGCAAUUACUGUAGAAAAGUGUCAAGGAUCAAAGGUAACAGCUUAUAUAUUGAGUAAAUAUAGCAAUAUGCAUAUGAGAAAUGCUCUCACUUUAACAGCCAAAUCGAUGAAAUGUAAUUCUAACAAAGACAGAAGUAAACCUUUGCAAAAAACAUGUUCAAAUUUAAUUCUCCAUUUCGCUUGUCAAAAGCAUUAUUCUCAAUGUUUAUACCCUGGAUCUCUUCAUAACAGAUGUUUUAGUGUGAAAACAAAACAUUAUGUCUUUUGGAUGCAAUUGUUGGUCCUGGAAGUACAGUUUCACCAUGCGAAACCUGUUCACAUAACACAUCCGUCAAUGUGCCUGUUACGUAAUUUGUGGAGUGAACUGAUAAGUGACAACUUACAUAAUUUAUCGUGCAACGAAAGUGAUAUAAACCCAUUGAAAACCUAUGGCUUCAGACGAUGUAGCAGGAAUAAUAGUGGAACAUCUGGAUCAGCAUCUGUUUUUGGUUACCCAAUAAGGCAGCCAGAAGUCCUGACAAACAAAGAAUUACGUACAGAAUCUAAAAUACGAGCACGGAAUUCAUUCAAGAUAAGGUCGAGGAAAAAGCAAAAAUGCCAAUCAAGUUUCUUCUUUCUAGCCACCCACUCUUAUCCAACGAUUGAACAUCUUGAUAGUCUUUUGAAAGAGCUUAAAGAAACUGGUUAUUUUGCACUCUUUCAAAUGCAGGAAACAAAAAUGUCGAAAGGAUAUUCCUCACGCGUAGAAUGGGACUGUUUUGUUUGCGCAAGUGGUAAUGGAGUUUGGAAGGAUCAUUGUGCAGAAAGUUCAGGCAUAAUAGGAAUUAACGGAAGAAGUCAAGACAUCUCUGCACAGAAAAACGUAUUCAACUUAUAUUAUGAGCUCAACCCUUUAAAUCCACGAUUAACUGGCACACUAAAGAUAAAACAUAUCAAAAUUAUUCCACGCGCAUUAGCCUGGAUAACGAGUUGGCAGGUACAAGAAUUUAAGCUAGAAAAUGGAUUCAUUGCGUGGAAGAACUAUCUCGAAGCUAAACAUAAAAUCAGUUGGCCAACGUUACCUAAUUUCAGAGAUUCUAGAGAAAAGUCAAAUACACAGUCAUUCUACAAAAAUGUAUCAUCGAUAAAAACUAGAACGGGAAAGGAUUGGUUUUACCUGGCAGUGGAUAAAAUUGUAAACGUAAAAGGAAACUACCAAACGGGUACUUCAUAUCUUGAUCAUCUCGAAAUCGAAACAAGUGAUCAUGGCACGUGGCUAGUAAAGCCUCAUUUAAAUGGGUAUUGUGAUGCUUUACACAGAUCAAGCACAGUGAAUCCAACUAAAGAUCAUUUAAUUAGUGACUACUUAAACUUAUGGUUACGCGGAUUGCAAAUCGCUAUGGUGCGAUUCAAAGAUGAAAUAUUGUAA
Molecule: messenger RNA, 2109 nt
Organism: Schistosoma turkestanicum
Lineage: Eukaryota; Metazoa; Platyhelminthes; Trematoda; Strigeidida; Schistosomatidae
Source: the annotation of a GenBank genome assembly